AUCACGAACAGAAAAACUAGUCACCAGACAGGACCCGACUCAGACUGCCGGGAUCGUUACAUACUUACCUGUUAUACUUAUACUAUUACAAUCAUUGUCAUAAAUGUAUUACACCUAUACUAUUACAUUGUCACAAAGUAAUUAUUCAUGAGUUAACUCACUUUUUUCUCCCACUUUGUACAACAGCAAUCGACUUGGGUGAGUAGGCUAUUUGUUAUUAUUGUAUAGUAAAAAAUAAAAAUAGCUAGUAGGCCUAUAGUCUACAUACAUAGGGCCUCCUAGGCCUAUGCAUCAUGCUCAUGUUUUAAUGUAGCUGGUACAGUACACAUACAGACAUAGAUCACACUCAGAUGGCCUACACACCAGCUCAAUGUUUGCAGUCCCCAUCAGCAUGUUUGCAGUCCUCAUCCCACUCCCUCUACUUUUUAGACAUCAUUCAGGAGUUGAUCUCUGCAGACAAAGGGUUUCCCUGUCAGGCCCAGUCUCGUUUCUGCCUCCCCGGACCUCCUCAUCCCCCUGUAGACACUGACCUCCAGGCCCAGAACCACAGGGCCAUGUCCAGACAGACCCCCUCCUCGACGCCCCCAGUACUGGUGCCAAGGGGCACGACCUCCAGACCGCCCUGCUUCUUCCCUCAGCCCAAGCACCACUCUAGCACCAGAGAUAUGGCAGCACCUCAACCCGCUCGUGGGGUCUCUCACUCGGGCUCAAACCGACGAGGACGUGGGUCCUCUGGUUUACGGACUUCCAGGGGGCCAGAUGGUCCCUCUCGACAGGCCCAGACAGACACAGAUCUGCUGGAGCAGAUCCUGGAGAGGCCCACCCUGGCCGUGGUGGAGCAGCCCAAGGAGAGAGGCAUGAGGUUCCGUUAUGAGUGUGAGGGCCGCUCGGCUGGGAGCAUCCUAGGGGCCUCCAGUGGGGACUCCAACAAGACCCUGCCUGCUAUAGAGCUCCAGGGUCCCAUUCAGCACAUAAAGAAAGUGAUGGUCACUGUUUCCCUGGUGACCAAAGACUACCCGUACCGCCCACACCCCCACUGCCUUGUGGGUAAAGACUGUGCUGAUGGUACCGGAAUCUGUGUCGUCUGCUUAAACCCCCACAGCAACCGACGUCACAGUUUCGCUAACCUGGGCAUCCAGUGUGUAAGGCGGAAGGAGCUGGAUGCCUCACUAGAGAAGAGACGGAAUCAGAAGAUCGACCCCUUUAAAACAGGCCACUCUAAAAGCAUAGAGGACAUGGACAUGAACGUGGUGCGGCUGUGUUUCCAGUGUGAGCUGGAGUGGGAGGAUGGAAAGAGGGACUUCCUGAACCCCAUAGUGUCCAACCCUGUCUAUGACAAGAAGGCGACCACCACAUCUGAGUUGAAGAUUAACCGUCUGAACAUUGUUAAAGGGCCAUGCACCGGUAAGACUGAGAUCUACAUGCUCUGCGACAAAGUCCAGAAAGACGACGUUGAGAUCAUCUUCAAGCGGGGGUCUUGGGAGGCCAAGGCGGAGUUUGCCCAGACGGACGUCCACCGGCAGAUUGCUAUCGUGUUCAAGACCCCGUCCUACCAGGAACAGGACGUGGGGGAGGAAGUGGAAGUAAACGUCUUCCUGCGUCGUCUCUCUGACCACAUGGACAGUGACCCCGUCACGUUUACCUACCAGCCCGACAACCCAGAUCCAUAUGAAUUGAAGCGGAAGAGGAAGAUCAAGACAGACAUCAGCUUCACAGAAAGUUCCUGUGUGGCAGCUCAGAAUGUGGCUGCAGCUGAAGCCUCCACCUCCCAGCCAUUCGAGCCGUUCACCUUCCCCCCAGCAGAGAGCCAGCUGGUCCCAGAAGAGUUGCACCCUCCUGCCCAGUCUGGGGCCUCCACCAUGGGGGAGAUCCACUACAGUGAUCCCCAGGAGGACAACUUCUUCAAUGUGUGCAUGAGCCCAGAGGACAUCAGUAUGCUCUCUCAAAUUCUGGAGCCCCUGUUCCAUGUCCCUGCCCUCCUUGGCUUUGACCAGGGGCUCAACUCCAACUUCCCCCCAGGCGGCAUGGACAUGAACUUGAACCUCAACCAGGGUGGGUCUGGGCAGGACUUGGGCUACUAUAACGACCUGCAGUUCAACCAGAUGGUCAACGAGAAUCAGGCCUCUCUGAUGGACCUCCUCCCACUGUCACUCCCCGACUCCGUCCCCCAGGACCAGGGCCAGUGUGAUAACGAGGGGUAUGCUUUGGUCCAGGUGAAGACAGAGGGGGACCUAUGAGGGCAAAACGUACCCCCUUAAGACUGAAUGUGGCUUGAACACAGCCCCUGAACUUUAAGGGGCUUUUGUUGUGUUGCUCCUCAAACUAGAAGUUUAGUGUGUGUAAAGUCCUAACUCUGCCCUGUGACAGUCCUCUCACCCAAACAAAGUACAGUAUGAGAGUUUGGACACACACUGGUAAUUUUCAGUAGCUGAAGCACCUUGUACCCUAAUGGUGUGGUUACCCCUUGCCCCCAAAGGCCUCGCUGGACGAGGCUAUAAUCCAGACCCCUGUCCCCCCUUCCCAAACACGACUACUACCAGACCCUAAAAGGAUACGUUUCAAAAUGUCUGCCCAGACCCAAGCCUCUGAGUGUACUGUGUUGCCUUCACCAUGCUGCUAACGUUAGGCUAAGGCUAAUAGCCGUGAUCAGCACAGCACUCACAGAUGACAUGUAGCAUUUGCAUGUAGCUUUAACGCCUCAGGGGGGACCAGAGUGAUACUGGUGGAGGCGAGUUGCCCUUCCACUAGGCUAACCAUGGAUGUUAAAAAACGAUUCCUACCUACCCAUUGUCAUUACUACCUGUGGUGAUUAGGGGACCAUGCAGUGCUCUGACCAAAUACAAAAUGGACACUCAAACUCAACUCUUGUCUGCCUUGUCAGUUUUACUUGUCAGGCUCCGUCCUUGCUGUGUAUAUAUUGUGGCUGAGGCAGACAUCCACAAGGACCUACAGGAAAUCCCUGAUUUGAGGAUUCAACUGAAGGAAAGCAUAACUAAGGGACUCGAUUCGAUCCGUAUCGCAGAUGUUCAAAGCUAUAGUGCGAUUUGAAAUGUAAAGGUAAUUUCCAGUUGAGCCGACACAUGCACCAUUUACCGUGAAUACAGUCUCUGCGAAUGCGGCGUCAUUGCUUUAAAUUUAUAUCGCGCUGUAGCGCGGAUCUUCGGUGCUACAGAUUGAAUCGAGCCCUAAGCAUUUAACUGUUGGUGCAAGACAACCUGAAAACGACCCCUCUGUGGAGAAAUUGUUAAAUAAAAGGGACCAUCUACAAAUGCUGUUUAUUUUUCACUUUCCAUAUGUGAUAUAUUAUUUGUUGUAUAGUCAAAGUUAUUGUCUUUUGACUGGUAUCUGUAGUUUUUGAAUGUUGACAUUAGUUUUAACCUCUGGCUCACCUGUUGACUCUGUUCAUUGUAAUAACCAAUCUCCAUGUACAGUAGAAACGACCAUAGUCCAAUGCACUGUCCAUCUGUAGUUCGUCGUGUUAAACAUGUUCAGAUUCUUAACAGAUUCACAGCUUCUUUGUAUACUGUAUGCUAGACUCCACCCUUCACACUGUAGAGUUUUGAUUGUUGUCAUUAGUAUUUCAAAAAUAAAGUGAUUGCAAGUCUUCA
Messenger RNA from Coregonus clupeaformis (lake whitefish), 3608 nucleotides. RefSeq names its product transcription factor RelB. The record is from RefSeq and is a predicted model, not a curated record. Lineage: Eukaryota; Metazoa; Chordata; Actinopteri; Salmoniformes; Salmonidae. The transcript is spliced from 9 exons. Gene Ontology annotation, cellular component: cytoplasm. Gene Ontology annotation, biological process: response to cytokine; inflammatory response; innate immune response. Bases 351 to 2237 code for a protein of 628 amino acids. Gene Ontology annotation, molecular function: RNA polymerase II cis-regulatory region sequence-specific DNA binding; DNA-binding transcription factor activity, RNA polymerase II-specific.